This is a messenger RNA of Venturia canescens, 681 nucleotides long. RefSeq lists its product as uncharacterized. Bases 39 to 317 code for a protein of 92 amino acids. The record is from RefSeq and is a predicted model, not a curated record. Lineage: Eukaryota; Metazoa; Arthropoda; Insecta; Hymenoptera; Ichneumonidae. The transcript has 3 exons.
GUGCUCCCUGUCUUUCGCACAAGCAAAAACAAUUCAACAUGAAACUGUUCAUCGUUCUCUUCGCCUUCGUGGCCGCCGUCAGCGCCUUCCCCGGUUACGACCACCACGUCGAGCACGUGCAGGUUCUCCACGUUGCUCAGCCCGCGGCUGUUCCCCCACUACACCCCCACCCCCUUAAGCUGGAGGCGCACAACCACGUCGUGAGGAUCCCCCUUCACGCCAACAAGGUCUCCCAUCCUCAUCUCAUCGGAGUUGAGCAUUACCAUGAGCCCGAGAUCCAUGUCAAGCCCGUCCAUGGACACGGACACGGCUGGUAAUUCAUUAAAACCCCCUUGAACCGCGAGCUGACGAUAUUAGGACGAACAACGAAUCAAUAAGCGACCCCCACAACAUGCGAACGAGGUCCGGGGUGGUUCAACAUCCGGAACCCACCAAAAACAGCCCGACUAAAUCCCCUCAUUUCGAGUUAUUUAAAAACCACUAGAAAAAUCAUUCUUCACCCCCAACCCCCACGACCACCGAGUGAUCAUCGAGCCCCCGACAACGAGCAAUCAUCUGAGCCCGGAAAGCCCCUUAAACGAGGAUGAUCACCGACCACCCAGUCUCGCCGACAUUUGUCAAUCGUCAUUAAGGGUCUUAGCCCACCAAUUUAUUUCGAAUAAAAUCAAUCGAUUCAUCAUA